Triticum urartu is the source of this 1104-nucleotide messenger RNA. RefSeq lists its product as uncharacterized. Lineage: Eukaryota; Viridiplantae; Streptophyta; Magnoliopsida; Poales; Poaceae. Gene Ontology annotation, biological process: vesicle-mediated transport. Gene Ontology annotation, cellular component: membrane. The record is from RefSeq and is a predicted model, not a curated record.
CAAAAACGUUCAAUAAUUAAGAGUCUGCUCGUUUUCUCCCUCGAUCUCUUGCGCCUCCUCCACCUCCGCGACUCGACACGCACAGCCGCGUCCCAGCCCACCUCAAUCUCACCUCGCCGCCGGCAGCUAACCCGCACCCCCGCGAUGCAGAAGACGGCGCAGUCCUGGUUCACCGGCGGCUCCGCCUCCCCCAGCACCGCCGCGGAGUCGCAGCCCUCCCUGCUUGCCGACUGGAACUCCUACGCAGCCACCCGGUCGGACGUCUCCUCCUCCUCCCCCCUCCCGUUCGACAUCGAGGCCGCCGUCCGCUCGGCCAACGACACCGUCUCCGGCACCUUCAAUGUGGUGUCCAAGGGCGUGCGGGAGCUGCCGGGGAGCUUCCAGGGCGCCACCAGCAGCUUCCCCUCGGGGAAGGCGCUCAUGUACUUCGGGCUCUUCCUCGCCACCGGCAUCUUCUUCGUCUUCAUCGCCUUCACGCUCUUCCUCCCCGUCAUGGUGCUCAUGCCGCAGAAGUUCGCUAUCUGCUUCACACUUGGCUGCGCUCUCAUCAUCGCUUCGCUCUUCGCGCUCAAAGGGCCCGCCAACCAGCUCGCCCAUAUGACGUCAAAAGAGAGGCUACCAUUUACAGUGGGGUUCACCGGAUGCAUGGUUGGCACAAUUUAUGUCUCUAUGGUGCUUCACAGCUAUUUCCUGUCGGUGAUAUUCUCAAUCCUUCAGGUCCUUGCUCUUGCUUACUACACCAUAUCCUACUUCCCUGGAGGCUCUAGUGGAUUGAAGUUUCUCUCGUCAAGUCUCCUGUCCCCAGUAUCAAGAAUUUUUAGCUCGUAACCCUAGUAGAACAAAUAUGUAUGUGAUGAUCACACUCAUGCCCUUGUAAUUCCUGAAGUAUCUUUUGUAUGUAGUUGCUGAUCGACCAAAAGUAUCUUGUCCCGAUCGACCCAUGAUAGAGAUAUCAGAUACCGUGACCCCUUCCUUCACUCCUUUCCACUGCCAUUUACAGAUGUUAGGCAUGCGUUGGGCGUGGAUCGAAAAAGGUUUGUAGAGCUACUGUAUGUGUCUUGUGCAAAUAAAGUUAUAUUACUGCCUAUUUACGGGCCAGGGUUA